AUGAAGCAGAAAGCACAAAUCCAGGCAGAAACUGCUGCCAAUAAAUCUGCUAUGGAACUGCAAAAAUCCAAUGCUUCCAGCCUUUGGUAUCAGGAACAGUUACAGAUCGCACAAGUUGCAAGAGCAAAACUACAACAAGAUCUUUUAGAUACCAAGUCAAGUUUAGCCAAAAUUACAUCAGAGAAAGAUUCAUUAGAGAUAACUGUACAAACCAUGAAGCGGGAGGCAGAGGAUGGGCAAGCAAGAGCAGUGCGAGAGAAAGCCUCUCUGGUUGCGCACCUCGAAGCUCUCCAGGCUGACAUGGCAGAGCGUGAGGCACUUGUCUCUCAACUGGAGCGGGAUCGUGGCAGUGAUACAAAACUUAUGGAAGACAGGAGACAGAGACUGGAGCAGGAUAGGCAACGAAUACAUAAACUUCGAUUAGAUCUUGGUGAUACUGAGAGACAACUUGACUUUGUCAAAGAUGAUCUGAAGCAUAAAUGUAGCUUACUAUCAAGGUAUGAAAAUGAAUUAAAGGAUUUAAGGACAUCUGAAGCAGUUAACCAGGAAGUUCUAGGUGAAAGAGACAUUCGCAUAUCAAAUCUUGAGCAAACUGUUGAUGAAUUAAAGUCAUCUUUAAGCAAACAUCAAGAGGAAGGUAAGACCAAAGAUACAUCAAUAAACAUGUUGAAGGAAGAAAAACUGAAGCUUGAGGUGAGACUUGCAGCAGCAAGUAACGAGAAGAAAGAAGUAGAUGAUGCUAUCAUCAAAGUAAGAGAGGACAUGACAAAACUUUCCUCCAGCUUCUAUAGAAUGAAGCAUGAUCUGGCAGCCAAGGACCGGCAGAUUGAAGUACAUAAGAAAGAGGCAGAAGAACUCUUGACAGCAAGAACACAAUUAGAGAAAAAAUAUGAAGCUUUAGAAAAGAAGACCAUUGAAGAUGAAGAGAAAAAGAACUGUAUCAGCAGCAACUUGAGCGAACUUGAGAAUACUGUUUAUGAGAAGAACCAGUUGCAAUCCAAAAUAUCUGAAGCACUGAAGGAAUCUGAAGCCAGUAAAGAUGCUGCUUCUGUUGCAAAGGAUGCAGAAUCAAGGAUGAGUGCAAGGUUGCAAAAGUAUGAAGAAGCUAAUAAGGACCUGGAGGAGAAUCUCAAAAAUGCAGAAGAGAAGAUUCAGAGAAUAUCCAAGGACUAUGAGAACUCACAGUCAUUAAUUAAAGAUCACAUUUCAAAGAAUGAGCAGCUAGAGAUGAGAAUAAGCCAGUUCAUGGAUGCAGAAACCAACAUGAAAGCAGAAUUAGAUGGUCUGAAGGCUCGGUUAUCGCAGGUACAAGAGGACUGUGAGGUAAAAACAAAGGCACAAAUCCAGGCAGAAACUGCUGCCAAUAAAUCUGCAAUGGAACUGCAAAAAUCCAAUGCUUCCAGCCUUUGGUAUCAGGAACAGUUACAGAUCGCACAAGUUGCAAGAGCAAAACUACAACAAGAUCUUUUAGAUACCAAGUCAAGUUUAGCCAAAAUUACAUCAGAGAAAGAUUCAUUAGAGAUAACUGUACAAACCAUGAAGCGGGAGGCAGAGGAUGGGCAAGCAAGAGCAGUGCGAGAGAAAGCCUCUCUGGUUGCGCACCUCGAAGCUCUCCAGGCUGACAUGGCAGAGCGUGAGGCACUUGUCUCUCAACUGGAGCGGGAUCGUGGCAGUGAUACAAAACUUAUGGAAGACAGGAGACAGAGACUGGAGCAGGAUAGGCAACGAAUACAUAAACUUCGAUUAGAUCUUGGUGAUACUGAGAGACAACUUGACUUUGUCAAAGAUGAUCUGAAGCAUAAAUGUAGCUUACUAUCAAGGUAUGAAAAUGAAUUAAAGGAUUUAAGGACAUCUGAAGCAGUUAACCAGGAAGUUCUAGGUGAAAGAGACAUUCGCAUAUCAAAUCUUGAGCAAACUGUUGAUGAAUUAAAGUCAUCUUUAAGCAAACAUCAAGAGGAAGGUAAGACCAAAGAUACAUCAAUAAACAUGUUGAAGGAAGAAAAACUGAAGCUUGAGGUGAGACUUGCAGCAGCAAGUAACGAGAAGAAAGAAGUAGAUGAUGCUAUCAUCAAAGUAAGAGAGGACAUGACAAAACUUUCCUCCAGCUUCUAUAGAAUGAAGCAUGAUCUGGCAGCCAAGGACCGGCAGAUUGAAGUACAUAAGAAAGAGGCAGAAGAACUCUUGACAGCAAGAACACAAUUAGAGAAAAAAUAUGAAGCUCUAGAAAAGAAGACCAUUGAAGAUGAAGAGAAAAAGAAACUUGUGAAGGAGAUGAGUGAGCUGAAGCAAGAAAUAAAAGAGUUGUCAUCUGCUAGAGAAAAGGCAGAAUCAGAGCAAGUUGGUAUGAAGCAAGUUCUGAAAUCUCUAGAAAUAGAGAAAAAGGGUUUGGGUGAGGCUGUUCGAUUGCGGGAGGAGCAGAUCCAAAAUAUGCAGGGAAGUGUAGAAAACUAUAGAGAAGCUAUCCUCAAGAAGGAUGAGGAGCUGUAUGUGGCUCAUGAACAAAACUCAUCCCUUGAGAAGACCUACAUAGAGUUACGCAGACAGUGGGAAUCUUUAAAGGAAGAGACUUUGGCCUUAAGACAAGAGUCAGAAGCAUAUAUGGAACAUGAGAAGAUGCAGAAGAGAGAGAAAGCUGAACUCAAGGAGAGUAUACAGAAGGAAAGAAAGCUAAAACAGAAUAUGGAAAGGAAGAUUGAGAGUCUUGUUAAGUUGCAUGAGGAAGAAAAGGCAAAAAUCUUGUCAGAGAAGCAAAAUAAUGAAAAAACUGUUGCUGAACUGACUAAGGCACUCCAAAUUGAAAAGGAUGAAAGAAACAAGAUAGCUGAAAAGAAGGAAGUUAUUGAGCAAACACACAGUGAAUUAUUAAAAGAACUUCAGUUGUUAAAGAAAGAAAAUAGUCAAUUACAGGGUAAACUAAAUGAAGAAAUAAAAGAAUUAAAUGAUAAGCACACUAGAUCUCAAAAGGAAAAAGAGGACAUUAUAACCUCCUUAAAGACACAGCUAGAUACCAUCUCGAAAACCCAUCAGGACACAAAGAAAAACCUUGCACAUUUAGAAGAGGAGAAAGACAGAAAUGUCAGAGAGCUGACAAAUAAGUUACAGAUGAAAAUAGGAGAAUUGGAUACCAUGAAGAAGUCCCAUACUGAUGCACAGUCUCUAAUAUCAAGAAUAAAUCAGGAGAAAAAUAGAUUAAACGAACAAGUCACUCAGCUCCUGGCUGAGAACACUCACCUGAAGAAAACACCCACUGUGAAUGCAACUUUAGUGAAGGACUCCGCAGCUGCAAAUGAAUACAAGGAAGGAGGCAAAAAGAAGGGUGGAAAGAAUAUAGAUAAUCUACAAAAAGAAAUCUCAAUAUUGCAAGCUAAAGUUCGUGAGAAUGACACAAAGCUGAAGGAUGCCUUGAAGCAGAAGGAAGGUUUAGAGUCUACCAUGAAAAGCACCAAGAAAGAAAACUUAUUAAUGAGAGCAAAAAUGAAAGAGUUUGAGUCUCUUAAGUCAAAAUGCAAGGACUUGGAAGCUUGUAAAGAGAAGCUGAAAGACUAUGAAGCCUUUAACCUGAAGCUUAAAGAUUUAGAAACAAAAAUAGAGAAUCAAGAGAAAGAUAUAACCACUCUGAAUUCUUCCUUGAAUGAAACAUCUGGUCAAAAUAGCAUUCUAAAAGAAAGAGAAGAUGAGCUCUGCCUAAGGAUAGAUGUCUUGAAUAAGGAGAAGGAAGAUCUUCAACAAAAAAUCUCUAACCUUGAGGAACUUACCCAGCAGUCCCAUGACAAUAUUAUGCAAUAUCAAGUACAACUAAAGCAUGCAGAAGCUGAGAAAGAGGAGUGGAUGGCUAAAUUUGAAAGCUUAAGAGAUUGCAUUCCUGAGCGAGACACAAGCACCCAACCAGCAGUACAGUUAGGGUUCUCAGGGAGGGGUAGUGCCGACCAGACAUUCAGUAAAAACCAAGAGAGACUUGGCAUGUCAGCAGUGGACCAUGAUAGUACUCAAGGUCUUGUACCAGGAGCACCCAUGAACAACCUUGGUUACCUCUGCCAACCACCACAUGCAACAGUGACAAAUGGCACACAGUUUGAUAAAACCAUGGCAGAUUUGCAGGCUCAGGUAAAUUUAACCUCCAAAGCUUUGCAAGACAAGGAGAAGCAAAUUCAGAACCUUCAACACAGACUGAGCUUUUAUAAAGAAGACGAAGCAAGAGCUCCUUGUCUCAGUUCCUCAUCAGUUAACUCUCAGGUAGCAGUUGAAUCUGUGUUGGAGGAUUCAGUUCCAGAAUCAGUUUAUAAGAAAAAGAUUCAUGACCUCCUUCAAAAGAUAGAACAACUGCGGGUAUCUGGGGAGACUGACGUUUGCGAUAGCAACUCUGGGAAAAUUGCAGAAAACAACAGUUCAGAAAUACAAAUGAUGACAGCUAAAGUCAAAAGCCUGGAGUGUGCAGCUGAAUCCAAAAAUAGUGAGUUAGAGGAAGUCAAAACAAAAAUGGCAGUUAUGACCAAAGAGUUCCAGGAAAAGCAAAGACGAUAUGAGUCAAAUGUCCGUCUCUUAACCAGGAAGCUGAAAGAGCACAUGAAGGGACGCAAGUCAGCAGAGAAGGAGAUGCAGACGCAGGCUGAAGACCACCAACGUAUACUGAAUGAGGAGCAACAGAGAUAUUCUGUGCUGAGAUGCAGAUACAUAGAGCUUGAAGGUCGUAGUGAGUCAUUGGAGGGUCAAGUGUCCAGUCUUGAGAGCGAAGUGGAAGAAGUGCGCGGAGCUCUGGAGAGGUCUCGUCAGGAGGCCUAUGAUCAUCACAACAAUACCUUAGAGCUGCAGAAGGAGAUUGGCAGACUUCAGGAACUUGGGAAGACUUCAGACAACCUACGCCAAGAUGUCCUGAGCCUUAAGGAAACCAUUGCUCAGAGGGACCAACAACUUAAAAAAAUGGAACUGGAAUUGAGAUUAGGCCAAGAAGAGCUCCAGAAAGCCCAAUCUUCUUCAAGUACUCUCAGUGAGAAGAUGGCAAUAAAGCAGGCAGAGCUAGAUGAUGUCAGGCGUUUGAAGGAGCAGUUAGAGACUGAGAUGCAAACCUUGAGUGAGACGCUGAAGUCAAAGGAACAGGAUCUCUCAGGUGCAGAAGCACGCAUAACAGAAUUGGAAAGUAAAAAUGCCAAGCUUCAAAACAGUGUGAAGGAAGUAGAUAGCAAAACACAACAGAUAUCUUCUGAAAUGCAGAAGGUGAAAGAAGAAAAGCUUUUGUUAACGAACGAACUACAAAACACGAAGACGCAGCUCCAAGACUCAAUAGCCAAAAUUGCAGCUUUUGAGAGCCAGAUCAUGGUGGUGGAAGGCCAACUGAAGGCAAGCUCUGAAGAAGUGAAUCAGAUCAGAGAACAGCUGGAUGCCAAGGUUGCCUCCCACCAAAUAACAGUAGAGCAACUGGAGCAGAGUGUUGCUCGUGCCAGACAGGAGGUCGCAGCUCUUACUACUCAGCUUAGUCAGGUGCAGCGGGAAAGAGUCAGCUAUCAGACGCAAGCAGUGGAAUUGCGUACAGCCUUACACACAGCUUUGGGGCAACUCAAAAUUCAGAAAGCAGAGAGAGAAGCCCAGGAAGCUGAAGAAUCAACCAUUAGCUCAGAGGCGGGGGUGAUCCCCUCCCCCUCCCCUCUGGACCUCACGUCUCUCACUCAGCUUAUGGAAAGAUCUGCCCGUCCGCCCCGAUCCACAUUGCCGCUCACUAGUCUAGAGACUUGCCUUUCCUCCCUCAAGCAGGAAGUGGCUAUACUUCAGACACAGUUGCAUAACAAACAAGAGGCUUUAGCCAGAGAAUCCAUGUUGGAUACAGCAGAUGAUCCUGUAGAAGAAGGCAAAGAACCAGUCCCAGUGCAGAAACCGGUAGAUGACACUAACCAGUCCAAAGUACAUGAUGUAUAGAAGCUAGCUGUGCUUGAUAGUUGUGCUAGGGAUUUAUAGUAGCACAUGGUGCAGGGAUAUUUUAAUUGGUCUGUGAUAAUAGAGGUCAUGAUAUUCAGUUUUUAGAGCAGUUAUUCAAGGUAGAAUAGAAAAUGCUCUUCAAUGUGAAUAUGAUAGUCUCUUACUUUUCAUAAUUUCAGUUGUUAAUAUUGGAAAUUAUAGACAUAUAUGGUUGUUAUAGAGUGCUGCAUAUUGUGGUGCAAACUGGAGGUUUAAUUUCAUAAUUAUACAUGAUAACUGUUGGUUGAAUAUGCAUAUAAUUCAGUAUAUUCAUGUUUACUUUUAACCAUUUCAGUGUAAGUAUAGGUUGGUUUUACUUAUAUGACUUUUUUGUUGAAACUUAUCUACAUAAAAGAAUAUAUACAUUUAAUAUUUAUACAUAUAUGCAAAUUGGUUAGUAUGUAAAGAAAUCUUUAUUAUUCUAAGAAAAUUUUAUUCUAAGCUAAAGACAAACCAAGUAUCUAUUUUGGAAUGCAAUUUUUUAUCCUCAUUUGGAUUUGAAUAAAAAAAAAAUUGUAUGCAGAUUACUGUAUAAAGAUUUAAAGUUUCUGCUCUAUAUUGAUAAAAGUAGAUUCUUGUAUCCAUAGAAAUUAUGUUUGUAGAUGAUUAUGUAUGAUAUUCCUUUUGCCAAUUCUACCUUUAUUUCCCAUAGCUUUGAAUUUAUUGAUAGUCUUGUUCUCUGACCUGUGCUCAAUGGAAAAAUGUAAAUGAAAAUCAAAUCUUUAUGAAAAAAAAAAAAAAAAUGGAAUAUGGACUAGUGUAAGAGACUGAAUGAUACUGUGCUCACACACUUCAUGAUGAUGUAACCAUGAAUUCCAUUUUGUAGUGAUUGUGAUAGAAUUAUGCCAAAUGUAUGUUGUAUUGUCUUCCCUGAGGUACCUGGAACAGGGAAUAAUGGUGAAAGUUGAUAACAUUUGUAUUCUUAUUCAUGUUGAU
Penaeus indicus is the source of this 6882-nucleotide messenger RNA. RefSeq names its product golgin subfamily B member 1-like. The coding region runs from base 1 to 5907 and encodes 1968 amino acids. The transcript is spliced from 8 exons. NCBI's taxonomy places the organism in Eukaryota, Metazoa, Arthropoda, Malacostraca, Decapoda, Penaeidae. The record is from RefSeq and is a predicted model, not a curated record.